Octopus sinensis (East Asian common octopus) is the source of this 4578-nucleotide messenger RNA. RefSeq names its product WD repeat domain phosphoinositide-interacting protein 4. Gene Ontology annotation, cellular component: phagophore assembly site membrane; extrinsic component of membrane; cytosol. The record is from RefSeq and is a predicted model, not a curated record. Gene Ontology annotation, biological process: protein lipidation; autophagy of mitochondrion; nucleophagy. The transcript has 12 exons. The coding region runs from base 184 to 1212 and encodes 342 amino acids. Gene Ontology annotation, molecular function: phosphatidylinositol-3,5-bisphosphate binding; phosphatidylinositol-3-phosphate binding; protein binding. NCBI's taxonomy places the organism in Eukaryota, Metazoa, Mollusca, Cephalopoda, Octopoda, Octopodidae.
GCUUUUAGAGACAACCUGACCUGUUUCUGUGGUUCUAUAUCCGGGUGAAGCACUCUAAUUGUUGUAGGUCAGUUGAUGUUUACUAAACAGAACAUGUAGCAGUCUCUAGGACUUUUUCACUAAAUAUCUACAACUAUCUGUGAUACCCAUGAAGAAUUCAUCAUUCAAUUUUAAAACAGCAGGAUGUCUAAACCAGUUAUCAAUAAUUUGAGGUUUAAUCAAGACCACGGAUGUUUCAGCUGUGCUUCAGAUACUGGCUUACGUCUCUUCAACAUAGAACCACUCACAGAAAAGUUAAAUGUCGGAAAAGAAAAUAUUGGUAGCAUUUCCCAUGCUGAAAUGUUGUUCCGUACCAACCUUAUUGGAAUUGUGGGAGGUGGAAGUUGUCCAAAGUUUGCUGACAAUACUGUGUUGAUCCGGGAUGAGAGUCAAAAGUCGGAAAGGAAGUUUGCCCUUGAAUAUAUUUUCUCACAGCCUGUCAUGAAUAUACGCAUGAAGAGAAACAAACUGUUCUGUGUGCUGCGAAAUGAAAUCCAUGUGUUUUCUUUCCCCAAUAACUCCACACAUUUGUACUCAUUCCGAACACGAGAUAACUUUAAAGGCUUAUGUGAAAUAAGUACACUUCGAGAAGUGGUUGUGUUUCCUGGUCACAAGUGUGGAAGUGUCGAAGUAGUGGACUUGGAGAAAGUUCAGCCAGGGCAGUCAGUAUGUCCGGUGAUGAUCAGUGCUCACCAGAAUGAGCUGGCUUCUUUGGCUUUGAACCAGAGUGGCUCUAUUUUGGCCACAGCCUCACGCAAGGGUACACUGAUACGGGUGUUCAAUGUUUAUAACAAACAGCUGCUGGUUGAGCUUCGCAGAGGUUCUGAUACUGCAACUUUAUACUGUAUAUCUUUUAGUCAUGAUUCUGCCUUCUUGUGUGCCUCCAGUGACAAAGGGACAGUCCAUAUAUUUGCUAUCGAGGACACAACACUUAAUAAAAGAUCUACUUUCAAAAAAAUGGGCUUUCUUGGUCAGUAUGGUGAGUCGCAAUGGGGCCUUGCCAACUUCACUGUUCCAGCAGAAUGUGCUUGCAUUUGUGCUUUUGGCUCAGGAAAUUCUGUUGUUGCCGUGUGUGUCGAUGGGACAUUUCACAAAUACAGUUUCACAACCAGUGGUAGUUGUAACCGGGAAGCCUAUAACAUCUUUCUGGACAUUGGUGACGAUAUGUACUAAUGCUGCAACUCUAUAGACAUUGAGGAUUAUGAGCAGCAAGAUUGGAACUUUAUGGAUAUUAGGAACUUUCUGAACAUCAGGAAUUCCGUAUAUUAAGACUUGAGACUUCUGACAAGUGCAGAAAUUCUGCUUUCUUUGUAGCAAUGUUUAUCUAAUCUUGCUAUUGAAAAUGUUUAUUUUUUUGUUUGUUUUUUUAGACAACUCUCUCCCUCCUUCCCUCCUCCUCCUCCUCUCUCUCUGCUAUAUAUAUAUAUAUAUAUAUGUAUGUAUGUAUGUAUAACUUCUACAGAGAGCUACAUUUUUCUCCCAUCUGUUUUUUAAAUAACUCCCAUCCAAGCCUUGUUGAAUAAUAAAACCUCCCUUUCCUUCUGUGUAUGCAUGAAUGUACACACAUAUAAUUACAUGUGCUGUGCACACAAACAUAUGCAUGAGACAUGUACACAUCUGCAUAAUACAUGUGCAUCGACACGCAUUUCACUUAGCUGUACAUAUGUUUAGGUGUAUAUCUAUUUAGAUGUGUAUGCCUGUGUGAGUGAUAGAUAAAUAUAUACAUAUAUUUAUUUAUUUAUGUGAGUUUUAUAUAUAUAUAUAUGUUUGUGUGUGUGUAUCUACAUAUGUGUGUGUAGAAAAUUAAUGUAGACAGCAGUUUGCAAUGUUUCACUAAAAAAGAAAACUAUAAUUAAUUAUCAUUAAAUGUGACUAGGGUGUUAGAAACACCUAUAUUGCUAGAAACAGUAUUUUCGGACAAUUACAAUCCCUGUUAUUAUAUAUGUAUAAAAUUGUGUGCUUUGACUGCAGCAUUAGAGCAUUUUAGCUCUUAUUUCUAGCAAUGUAGGUGUUUCCAACACCUUAGUCACAUUUUGUGACAAUUAUAUAAAUAUAUAUAUACACACUUGUAUGUAUACAUUUCUAUAUGUGUAUCACCUAAUGAUUGCUAUGGUGUGAAAGGUAUGCAGUGAGAAAGGUAUUUUGAUUUUAAUAAAGUGUGUGUUUGUUUGUGUGUGUGUUUAAAUGUAUAUUAACUGUAAACAAACCCAUUCUAUGGCUGAAGAAGGCAUCUUCCAAAAGACAAUGUUUGAUAUCUUCUUAAAAAAGAAAUACUCAUUCUUCUUCAUCUGUCCAUAUGUAAAGAAACCAAUCACAGAUGUUUGUAUUAAAUGUUGGAGAUGAAUCAGCUACAAGCUACAGACACAUAGAUUGUAAGUUUAUAUCCUACUGCCAUAUUCUUUGUUUCGGUUGACUGUUUCAGGCAGAGUUACUGUUUUAGAAUAGUGUCCUAUACAAUGGAAACACUUUUCACACGUCCACUUCAGCUGUACACCUUAGCCAUAGCUCGGCACUAACUCUGCCAGCUUCUGUGGAUUGGCAAAAGAUCCAAAUCUUUUGUAUUAUGUUAUCUUGGUUUUGUUGUUAAAUUUUAAAUUUUUAUAUAAGUGUUCGGUAGACAGUUCAUUGUCUUCUUCCUUCCUAACCUGACUAUAUCACCAUUAUUUUUAUUUCUCUGAGUGUAUAAUUUCAUGUGUGUAUAAAUAUAUAUAUUGAUAGAUAUAUUUACAUACACAUAAUACACACCAUGUGCAUAUGCAUGUGUGUAUUUAUGUGUCUCUCCCCAUAAUUUGUUUGUGUGCUUAAAUAUAUAUGUAUUUUCAUUGAUGAAUACUUGUGUGUGUGUGAGUGAGCACAGUUGGUAGAGUUGCAAUAUUAAGUAAAUAUAUAUUUUGAUAUCUGUUGUGAAUGGUAUAUUUUUGCAGUAGAAACCUUCUAAAGACUCUUCAUGAUAUAGAUAACUGGCACCAACCUAUGUCCUAUUAAAGUUGCAACCAUUUCUAUUGCUCAUUCAUAUUUGGAUCUCUGACAUGAUACUCACAUGUUUUGACCAUUAUCUGUGACAUUCUUAUGUCUUUAAAUUUUGCCAAAUGCUCUGAUAUCUGCAAGAUGUUACUCUUGAACAUCAUUAGAGAAACAUAUUUAAUCUGGUGUAUGAUAAUGAAUUGUUUGUAGUAUACAUUUGGAUGUGUCUACUUGAUAACAGUUUAUUAUCAAGUAUUCGAGAUAGCCAGCAGAUUGCAGAUCUGUAGAGCAUUGGCAUUAUGCCAUGUUGAAUAUUUGAAUAUUUGCAUGCUAAAAAAUAGAAAGGUGUAUGAUAGAAAUUUAGAUGUGAAAUACUAUGAACUAUUAGUGAUAAUUGUAUCACAUGUAAGAGAUGUUUGAGAUAUGACUGAUGUACCUUGGUACCAUAACAAUCUGUUAGGGGUAGAAAUAUUUAGAGACUUCGUACUAAGAACUUUUUAUGUUGCAGUGUGCAUGCUUUCAAAUGGCCAGUUUAAUUUUUAAAGAUCAAACACAAAAAUAGAGGAUCCAGUAUAUUAUUGCAUAACAUGUAUGGAAAUAAGAAAACUCCAUACUGCAGACUUAUCCAACUCUGCUAAUAUGGAAAACUGGAUAUUAAUUAGCAAUCAUGAUAAAUGCUUAGAUGAAACAGGGUGGAUGAAGGAUCCAUUACUGUAGGCUCUGAAAUCACUAGACUUCUUGUUAUUUUUUGCCAUUUUUCGUCUCCGUCCCCCAAUAAUGGCUACAGAGUGUCACUUGUUGCAAGCAUUUCCUAUUUGAGUUUCCAGUGAUUUGUAAAGACAUUUCAAUAGUUUAUCUUGUAGUUGUUGCUGUUGUUAUUAUUGUUGCUGUUGUCCAUAAUUGUUUUGUCUUCACAUCUCUGCCAUUCCUGUUGUUAAUUAUGUUUUAUAUUCAUCCUUGCUGUUACUGAUAUAUUGUUAAUCCAUUUCUAACUAGAGGACUUUCCUUAAACAUAACUCCAUGUAGCUUGUACACACUCAGUUUGUUAUGUAUGUAUAUGUAUCUUUUCAGGUACACACAUUUGCAUGUAUGAAUAUGCGUCCUCACACAAACACACACGCAUACAAGGACACAAGUGCAUGCAUGUGCAUGCACACACAUAUGCAUGCACCCACACACACACAUACACAAAUACAAGUAUAGUGAUUUGUUUCCUUCCUGCUUCAUAUCUGUUUUUCAGAAUUGUUAUGGUUUGAGCAAGUCUGCAAGUUUUGACUUCUAGUAGAGAAAUUUGGGGAAAAUGACUCUGAGCAUAUUUAUCAUAAUAGCAUCUACAUAAAAAGUGGUGUCUCAUUAAGCUGAGAGCCAUUACUGCAUUUUCCAAGCUCAGACGUUCAUAUACAUGUUACAAAUUGUGUAUCUGUCCACAACCAAGAUCACUGCUCUCCAUAUCAUCAUCAUACAUAUCUCAUAUGUAUAUAUGUAUAUCUUAUAUCAGUUGACAAUUUUUAGUUUGUGUAGACCUCAGGUACAAACUGCUACACAUACACACAUUUAUAGAUACUCUCAAUGUAU